CUUAAUGGAAACAUCCUUUGGUAGGUAGCUACACCUUAUUUACAGCGCGCUUGUUGAGAUUGUGCGAUCCAGUCACCUUGUCCUGACACGGCCGACUGUUUGUGCGUGCCACAACUAUUCAUGUCCUAUAUAGUAGGGAGGUCCGUAAGGCGCGAUAUCGAAAUGCAUACCCCCCACUUCCAGGCAGCAACAUUCCUGUUGACUAUAUAAAUAGACUUCGUCUUUCGCCAAGAUUAGCACUAUUAUAAUGUCUUCUCCACCAAGAUUAGCCUUUUAGUAUAGUGUUCUCGACUCCACUUGCCUGCCAGCUUUCCGCUCCAGAAUGGCCAGCUACACAAUCACCGGGUGCACCGUCGCCGACGGCGCUGAACUAAGUCGCAACAACAUGUCGGCUUUUUGGGAAGACCCGCAUUUCAUUCUUGCAUGGCCGCACAGGACUCUUGAUCAGCACAUUGCUGAACAAGCCAAGCGCAUACCCCUCAACCUGCUAGACGACAAUCGCACAAUCAAGCGGCACCAGAAGGCGAUUGACCUGGAGACUCGCCGUUUGCUGGGCUAUGCCCGCUGGAGGAUCCCGCCCUCACGUGCUACCAAGGAAGACGGCACGCUGGAGUGGCCGGAGGCCAUAGUACCGGCUGUUGGGCCUGAAGAAGAAGCCGAGAUACGGCGGGUUGCUGAGGCCGCUGUGUUCGAUCCUAACCAGGAAUCAGACGAGCUUCUCGUGGAAGUGAAUGAGAUCCGGAACGAGAUUUUGACAAGAAAAGACUAUAUGCGUCUUGACUACUUGGCUGUGCAUCCGGAGAAUAAGCGUCAAGGAGUUGCCACUGCAUUGAUCCAAAGCGGGAUGAAAGUAGCUGAAAAUUUGGGGCUGGAUAUCUACAUACAAGCCACGAAAGCCGGAUUGGGAGCGUACAAGCGAUGCGGAUUCCGCAUCGAAAGGGAGUUGACCCAGGAUGAUUCCAAGUAUGGGGGAACAGGCGAAGUUAGCACAUAUUUCAUGAUCUACGAGCAAAAGCUUAGGCCGAACGCCCCGUAGAAGAGAUGGACGAUGUUGAUGGCGGGAUUAAGCGUCAUAUCUUGUCUAGCAGCGUCCGACCGCCGUCGAAGGAACAGGCUUCAAGGGUAAUCACUUGAAAUUAUUACAGAGCAGUGGCUCACAAGACUUAAGGUCUACGCUUACGCGUAUCAUGGGUAAGAAAUUCAUGAAUGCGGGCUUCAUCUUUGGAAUUCAAGUUAUUGGCAUCCCUGCUUUCCUUCCAAAACGUGGUGUCUUGUCGAGAAUCUUGACACCUUUUGAGGCCAAGUCUUGGUGUACUAAAAUAUGUUAAGUAAAAGGUUAAACCAGUUGGCAACGAAUGAUACUGAAAGAUAAGGAUAGCAGUGGCAAGUAAACUCACGACACAUUUGGUCAUAGAACCAUACCCUUGAGAUCUUCCAGCAGUACGGGAUGAACCUUUCUGUCGUCAGGCUUGUUGAUACUGCUACUGCUACUUUUGAGUUCGAGUUAUCUUCACCUAGGUGAAAUAGGG
Molecule: messenger RNA, 1529 nt
Organism: Truncatella angustata
Lineage: Eukaryota; Fungi; Ascomycota; Sordariomycetes; Amphisphaeriales; Sporocadaceae
Exons: 2
Coding region: 323-1036 (237 amino acids)
Molecular function (GO): acyltransferase activity, transferring groups other than amino-acyl groups
Source: RefSeq, a predicted model, not a curated record